AUGUCGGUUUUAAGUAAAAAUAUUAUAUUAGUGUUUAAUAAAUAUCCUUUGCUUCGAGGAAUGGCAUCUUAUGGUGUCAUUUGGCCAAUUUCUAGUUUCAUCCAACAAACAUUUGAAGGGAAAUCUUUUGAUUCAAAUAAUAAAUAUGACUGGAUGAGGUGUGCUAGAUAUGGUUUAUAUGGCUCAUGUUAUGUGGCUCCUACUAUAUACAGCUGGUUCACUAUAGCUAAUAUAAUGUGGCCAGGGACUGCAUUUAAGAUUGCAAUUAUCAAGACAUUCUUUGAAACAAUCACCUAUACUCCAUUUGCGAUGUGCAGUUUUUAUUUUGGGAUGAGUCUUUUGGAGUCAAAACCUCUCAAUGAAGCUAUUGCAGAAGUACAAAACAAGUUUUGGCCUACCUAUCGGGUUGGAGCAUCUAUAUGGCCAGUUGUAGCUAUGGUAAAUUUUUACCUCAUACCUCCGAAAAACAGGGUACCAUUUAUCAGUGUAUGUAGUCUUUUAUGGACAUGUUUUCUUGCUUAUAUGAAGCACAUGGAAAAGGAAAACUUAAUCCUACAUAUUGAUAAUAGAUCUGUUAAGUUAAUGAAUAUAUGA
Danaus chrysippus (African queen) is the source of this 594-nucleotide messenger RNA. The record is from the annotation of a GenBank genome assembly. NCBI's taxonomy places the organism in Eukaryota, Metazoa, Arthropoda, Insecta, Lepidoptera, Nymphalidae.